AUGAAGAUCCAAGGCCGAACAUUUGCCAUCUCCGGAGGUGCUUCCGGCCUUGGCCAGGCAUGCGUUGAAGAUAUAUGCGCCAAUGGCGGCAAUGUGGCCAUUCUUGACAUGAAUGAGGAGAAUGGACAAGAACUAGUCAAGAAAUUGGGUUCAUCGGCUAAAUUCUUCGAAUGCAAUGUGUUGGAAACAGAGAGCGUUACCAAGGCUGUCCAAGGUGCUGCACAAUGGGCCAAAGAGACGGGGAAGCCUCUUGGAGGUGUGAUUGCUGCAGCUGGUGUAUCAACUCCUGCAACGAUGCUCGAUCGUAAUGGUGCUGCCUUCAGCCUUGAUGACUUUGACUUUGUUAUCAACGUCAAUCUCCGCGGCACAAUCGACCUCGUGCGUCAGACUCUCGAGCACCUUGCAAAGGUAGAGCCCGAGGGAUCUGACGGCGAGCGAGGUGUUGUCAUCAUGGUAGCUUCAUCAGCAGCCUUCGAUGGUCAAAAGGGUCAAGUCUCUUAUUCCGCCAGUAAAGGCGCCGUGACAGCCAUGACACUUCCCAUGGCACGAGAUCUUGCUCGAUAUGGCAUUCGAGUCGUGACCAUUGCGCCUAGUCUGUUCGACAGCCGAAUGACGAGUGUGAUGCCCGAGAAGGUCAAGAAGAGUCUCGAGGGCGCGAUGGAGUUUCCUAAGAGAGCUGGUCAACCCAAGGAGUUUGCGCAAUUGGCGCGGCAGGGAAUUGAGAAUGUCAUGUUGAAUGGUGUUGUUAUUAGGUUGGAUGGUGCUAUGAGAAUGCCCAGCAAAAUACUCAACCCAAUAUCCCUUGCGCAGAAACAACAGCCUGGCACUGUACACCAACAUAGCUGUAUCAUCAUAACCACCGAACCAUCUAUAGCUCCGACAAUGGCUCCAACCAAAGUGGCAAUUCUGGACGACUACCAAGGGGUUGCUGAUCCCUUCUUCAAGAAACUCGACCCAUCCAAGUAUGACGUCGUGUCUAUCAAGGAUACGUUGCUGCCUUACAACCACCCAGACAGCUCACAAUCGAACAAGGAUGCUCUUGUUGAGAGAUUUAAGCCUUUUGAUGUUAUAUGCACUAUGAGGGAGCGUACGCCCUUCCCACGAGAGUUGAUCGAGCAACUCCCUUCACUCAAGCUUCUCCUCACCACAGCUUUUCGCAACAGAUCCCUGGACCUAGAUUCCCUCAAAGAACGAGGGAUCCCAGUUGCCGGAACAGUUGAUAAGCCCCGUAGCAGCAAGCCGGUGCUCGCUGGCACGGGCAGCACCACUCAACACUGCGUCACUCUCAUCCUCUCGCUCGCUCGAGGCAUCGCCAGGGAUGACGCCGCUGUCAAAGAGGGCCUGUGGCAAACCGGUCUCGCGACUGAUCUCUCAGGAAAAAGUUUGGGUGUCCUCGGCCUCGGGAGAUUGGGAAGCGCAGUCGCGAGGAUUCUCAACGUCGCAUUGGGUAUGAAGAUUAUCGCAUGGAGCAGCAACCUCACACAGGAGGCGGCAGAUGAGAAGGCCAGGGAAGCUGGGCUUCCUGUUGAGGAUGGGGAGGGUGAGAAGACGUUCAAAGUGGUAAGCCGAGAUGAGUUCUUCAGAAACGCCGAUGUGGUGUCUGUACACCUCGUCCUGUCUGAUAGGACACGCGGCAUAAUCAACAAAGAGGACUUGGCAAAGAUGAAGCCGACAGCCUUGUUUGUCAAUACCUCUCGAGGUCCCCUCGUAGUGGAGAAAGAUCUUCUUGACCACCUCAAGGCUGGCCGUAUUAGGGGCGCAGCUGUUGAUGUCUUUGAGCCGGAACCUCUCCCCGCUGACAGCGAGUGGCGCAACAAGAACUGGGGUCGCGAUGGAACGAGUCAAGUUCUUGUCACCCCUCACAUGGGCUAUUGUGAGGAGGACACCAUCAAGUCGUGGUAUGAGCAACAGGUUGAGAACAUCGAGCGAUGGGCUGCCAACGAGCCGUUACACAAUGUGUUCACCUAG
Fusarium redolens is the source of this 1968-nucleotide messenger RNA. RefSeq names its product D-isomer specific 2-hydroxyacid dehydrogenase. Lineage: Eukaryota; Fungi; Ascomycota; Sordariomycetes; Hypocreales; Nectriaceae. The transcript is spliced from 6 exons. Gene Ontology annotation, molecular function: NAD binding; oxidoreductase activity, acting on the CH-OH group of donors, NAD or NADP as acceptor. Bases 1 to 1968 code for a protein of 655 amino acids. The record is from RefSeq and is a predicted model, not a curated record.